Prorocentrum cordatum is the source of this 930-nucleotide messenger RNA. The record is from the annotation of a GenBank genome assembly. Lineage: Eukaryota; Dinophyceae; Prorocentrales; Prorocentraceae.
AUGAGGAGCGCCAGUCACGUCCACCCCUUCUGCAGGGAAGGCAUCCCCAGCCCGCCCCUGAGGCCUCCGCUGGGCCUUUGCUCGGUGAGCCAGCCCGCGCGCGGCGCCGAGGGAGUGCCUCUUCGUGAGGGGCCGGGCCCCGGCGUGGCGCCCGCGCGCCCUCCUGGGGUGUUUGAGCCCGUCCACUUCUGCGGGUGGUGUGGGGCGCGGGUCGCUGCCGAGCUGGCCUUCGCCCGGUGCUGCACCGCCUGCGGCGGCAAGCUCCGCAACGAUGGCCCCCCCGCCGUGCCGCUGCGCCCAGCCUCCGUCCGCGGCGCGCAGCCGCCUCCGGUGGUGGCAGGCUGCGGCCCGCGCCCUCCCUUUCUGGGCACCGUCGACUUCGAGAGCCCUUCCCUGGAGAAGCGGCGGGUCGCUGGGCCCGGACCAGGGGCCAUGCUCAAGCGCGACGAGGAGCAGUCCUUGGCCUCACCUGCGUCGUCGUGCCCGACGCCGUACGCGACUCUGCGCAAGGGGCUGGGUCCAGCAGCUUCUCCUUCGCCGGACUCCCUCGGGGGGCUGUCCUCGGAGCAGCGGAGGGCGCUCAUAGCCAAGACAGAGGCUUGCUUGCAUCGCGACAUGGACAAGUUGCGCGAGAGAGCCAAGCGGCACAUCUCCAUGGUCGAGGAGGCGUCACAGGGUACGGUCCAAGACCAGCCCAAGUGGCUCUGGGCGCCCACAAGCCAGUCCACAAAGAGAGAUCCACAGGGGGAAUCGGGCGCAGCAGUUCCCGUCCCGCUGAAAUUGGUCGCAAGCCUUCCAGCCGAGCAGCGACGGGCAUUGAUGGUCAAGUUGGAGUGUCGCCUGCCCGACGACGUGGAGAAGUUGCUGGCGUGGGCCGCGCAGGACUUCAGCACCGCCGCGAAAACGCCAGAAGGACUCCGCCCACGUUAA